Molecule: messenger RNA, 2533 nt
Organism: Pollicipes pollicipes
Lineage: Eukaryota; Metazoa; Arthropoda; Thecostraca; Pollicipedomorpha; Pollicipedidae
Exons: 4
Coding region: 276-1502 (408 amino acids)
Source: RefSeq, a predicted model, not a curated record
GCCAGGUCGCGUGGAGGCACCACCAGUGCAGUUCACAGCUAUCGAUUGCGGGAGCGCCGCAACCUUGCCUGUCAGGUGUCGCCUGUCGCGGGAGCGUCGGAGCCCCGGCCGCGGACGCCCGGCAGCGCCAGCGGCGGGCCCACAGCCGUCCGGUGGCUGCUGCGUGUGAGCGGCGCGAGAGGCGUCCGGUCAGCCGCAGGUGUGACGGUGUGGCGGCUCGCGGCCAGUGGACUGGGACAGUGUCAGCGAGCUCUUCGGGCCCCGCCGACCUCGCCAUGAUCUCGUUCCUGGUGCCCCCCGAGGAGCGCGGCUUCAACCUGAACAACGCGGUGCCGCGCAAUGGCGUCGGCUACCAGAAUCCGGUCACCAACGGGCGCACGGACAGCAUCAUACGGCGUGACCUGACCUCAGGUCAGGUGACGAAUGAGCCGCACCGGCCCGGUCGGACCUCGCCGAACAAUAACUCGUGUCGCGUCCCCACCUCGCUCACUCUGAAUCACUUAGACAACCGGCCGGCAGCCGGUCUUUCUCCGCGCCAAAUACCCCUGGCCUUGACCCGUGACCUGCCGAUGAUGGACGACUCCAGCAGCGACGACACCACCACGGGGUCGCUGGCACCUCUCCACGCAGAUGACGCGUCAGACGAAGUGAUGACUCCAAGCACCGAGAACACGCACGGGCCAUCCUUCUGUGAGCAGAAGCGACGUGCUCCCGCCACGACCGCCUCCACCCGCUCCGGCAAGCUGAAGAGGGUGUCCUUCGGAAGCAGUAAGGGCUCCAUGGUGGAGACGCUGAUAUACGACUACGAGCCAGUGCACACUCUGCGGGAGGAGGAACCGUUCCACUGGCCAGCCCGCCGGCCCGGCUCGCGUCACUCCUGCACCUUCACCACUUCCACGCCCGUCUCCACCCUGAAGCGGUCGGAGGAGGAGCCGGCGCAGAAGGCCACCUCGCGCGUGCGCGUCACCUACUACGAGAGCAAGCGGCCGCUGUGUGUGAGCGGCUCGGACGCCAGCGAGGCGUCGGAGCGGCGCCCGGCCCGGCCGCCGGCGCACACGCCGCUCGUGGCCGUCGCCACCGAGAUGCCCACCACCUACAUUGUGUCCAGCGUCGACGCCGGCUGGGAGAACCCGUUCCGGCCGGGCGGCGAGCUGAGCAAGGAGGCCGACCAGAUCGUGCGCGCCAUCCAGUCGGGCCGGCCGCUCGACGCCAGCCUGGACGCUGCCGACGGGCCGGCCCCGCCGCCCGCCGCCGGAAACGGCCACGCCGGCUCGCCGGCAAACGGCCUGCCGGCUGGCGAGCCGGCGGUGGCGCUCCAGACGACCGCACUCCAGACGGCCGUGCCGCCGUCGCCGCCGUCACCGCCGGCCACUCUGCUCGCCACGCAGCAGCCCGGUACAGUGGAAGUGCGCCACUCGGUCGUCACGCCCGAGGGCGCCGCCCAGGUGGAGCGCGUGGCGCUGAAGAAGAAGCCGCGCGGCCGCUGCUGCGUCAUACAAUAGCGGGGGCAGCGCCCACGGGCGCCGCGCAGGCGGCGCGUCGCUGGCUUUGGCGAAGGCCAGACGGACGCCGCGGCGGCCCCGGCGCGGGCGGUGCGGCUCGGUGGGGCCCUCUGUGCAGUUGCCGCCGGCAACGGUCACAGAUGGGCAGCCCGCUGGCGAAGCUGCGCCCGCCGCGCACCGCCGCUGUCGGCAACUUUUGCUUCACGCCAUGGCCGCUGGGUGCCGCCUCUGGCCAAGGCGGCUGCGUGGGGUUCGUGCGCUGGCGAAGCUCGCUUGGCGCACGAGCCAUCUGGCGUAAGGCAUGUCUGUGCUGAACCUCAGAUCUGAAAGCUUUGGGAGGGUUGUCGUUUUGUAUGAGCUGGCGGUUCUGUUGUUUGCCCAGGUGCCAGCGGAGAGCUGGAGCGCCAGCCGCGCGCAGCUGACGUCCAGUGGACUGCUUGGGCUAUGUGUUGCCCGGCUCGUACUUUACAGAUAGCUAUUUUGUGUAACAGUUUAUCGAUGUCGUGACACGUUUUUGGAAUGACGGGCAGCAGCUGUGGUGCUGCGCUGGUGACCGCGCAGGACUUUUGACUGGCUUAUUGGUGGCUAUAUGUUCUGCUCUCUAAUUCAGCUCUCUAUGUCUACAUUUUGUGCUCUCUAGGUGACUGAAAGAACAUGAGGUCGUGGUCAAUUGUUUUUUAUCUGAGUGAAAGACGACAAAUUUCACAACUUCAGUCGGCAACGGCUAUUGUUCGCUGAAGGACUCUAAACAUAAGUUGCACUUUGGUCACAGGCGUUCCAGUUUGCCGCCGCCAGCGUGCGGGAUGGCAUCUGGCAGCUGCUGGCGGGCCGGUCGGUCACCAUUGUCAGCCGCGGCUCCUGCCGGCGCGUUGUACUGUGUUUUGUCGAGGGCUAUUCUGUUGUUGCUGUGCUAUCCAGGCGGCGGGAUGGGGCGGCACGCGGUUGUCCGCCCCGCGGCCCGUGUCGCCGUCGCCAGUCAGGUCACCAACGCGUCAGUGUUGCCUCCGAAAGAAAUAUACCUGACAAUGAUG